CAGUCCAUCAGUCAGAGUCACCACCAGAUUCGCGUGUAGUGAAAGCUACUGGUAGAUCGCUCGACGGUAUCCGGAAGCCACCGAGGCGAGCGGCGAGCGCACGCACCGGGACAAGCACAACACCGGAGAAGGAGGAGGUGCGAGAUGGCGACGUCGGGAUCGGGAGGCAACGAGCCCGGCGGACGGCCCUGGACGGCGACCAGCACGUGGGUCCCCGGUCCCGCCGGCGGGGCCGUGGAGGACGCUGUCUCGUUCGAGACCUCCGACGACGACGCGGAGGCGUCACCGGCGGGCGUCGUGCUCUGCCACCCGCCGGCCGACUCGGACCGCGACAUGACUCCCUGCCCCUGCGAGGUCACUGUUAGUUUCAGGGGAAAGUAUGAGAUUCACAGGGUAUAUGUGCGAAGCACAGCUCGGAUAUAUGAACUAUACCACUCUCCUGAUCCAAAGGGUGCCAGCAAGGAUUAUCUAUGCACCGUGCGUUGUGGACUUGCUGUUAAAGAACCGCAGCCCUGUGGUGAAGAAAGUAUGUCUCAGUGGACUGGCAGUGCUUCAAACAGCGACAAGCGUGAACAUGAGGCAAAAAGUGUAAGUAGUGGUAGUGAUGAAGAUAAUUGGGUUGAUGUCAAGAUUCCAGAAUCUCCUGCUGGAAAUAAAACACUAGAAUCUCAAGAAAGGAAUGCCAUUCGAACCUGCCAAGAAAAUACUCUGGCACACUAUGAAGCUACUGCUGAGAUGACUGAUGUUAACCCUUGUGUGUCUCUUACUAUACGGUUUCUAUCACUUCAGUCGAAGGCAUCAGUGCACAUUGAGGAAAUCUACAUAUUUGCUGAUCAUGUUGAGUCCACCAGUGAUGUUUCAGUAAGAGGUCCUGGAAACAUGGGAGGCAGUUCUUUGCUGGCAAUGCUUGUUCCUGGCCUUAUGCAAAUGUCUAAAUCAAGGAAUUUGAAGAUCGAUGACAGUUAUUUUUCUGAUGGAUCAAGGAAUCAAGAGAGCAGCACAUGCAAAAGGGUUACACAGGAAGCAGUGCUGUGUAGCACAAAUGAUUCAAAGUAUACAUCUGUAGGGAUAGAAAGUGCAAUGAGCCCUACAGUUGGUGUUACAGUAUCUGAUGAAAAAAAUAGCCAAGGUGAGUUCCAGUUCAAGGACCCUGAUUCUCUUCCAUUGCCUGUACAAACAUUAGGAAGUACACAAGCAUCAUCAGUGAAGGACCAGCGAGAAUUGAACACAGGUCAUGUUGGUAAUCCCCUUCUGAAGGAAAACUUUAUUCCUUAUAAUCAUAUUGAGAGAAAGCUGGAUACUCUGCUCUCAAAGGUAGAGAAGAUGGAAUUAUGUUGCUCUAGGUUUGAGAACAGCAUGAUAAAGCCCCUUGGUAGCAUUGAGGCGAGGCUUCAGCGACUAGAGGAACAGUUUAGUUCGUUCUCCAUGGAUAUUCAGUCUUUGAGAGGUUCUUCUGCAUUUAGGUCAGCAACAGAUGGUAUGUCUAAUACGAUGCGCUCACAGGAGGAAGCACAUAAUGAUGCUAAUGAUAACAGUAUUUCUACAACUGACAGGAAACCAGGUUUAGCUGUCAGGGCGCCAGAUUUUAUGUCAGAUGAUUACUGUGGUUAUAAUGUAAUAACUAAUGGAAACCAUGUUAGUUUUCGUGGGCCUAGUGUGGUGCCAAGGCUGCUUGUGAAGGCCACUGAUUUUAUUGCUCAACCUGAAUUAACCGAUGCAAGCCUCCAUGAUGGGUCUGCUUCUGAAAAGGAGCAUAAGACUUCCCCGGGUUUAGUUGUCAAGGUUCCUGAAUUCCCAGAUGAUGAUGAUGAUGAUGAUGAUGAUGAUGAUGAUGAUGAUGAUGAUGGGGAGGAUAAUGAUUAUGACAACGAUGACGUGGAAGAAAAGAAACAAGCAGAAGUUUGUGGUGAUGGUGAUGAUCACAUAUGGUCUGAUGAUACUCUGAGGAAAAGCACAGCUGGCGACACAAAUAGCAAAAAACCUGUAUCUAUCAAUGGUGCAUUGGCGUCCGCAUUGGAAGCAUUACUCACUUCCACCAAAGGAACAUCAUCUUUGAAACCUGCUGUUUGCACUAGCAGUAAUUUAGGUGCUGAAAACAUUAACGAUUCCUUCAGUUGUUCCCUUUCUCCUGGAAAAACUGGCAAGAUGCCCACUAAAGAUGGUUCAGCUGACCAAUUUCUGGGUACAUCUGGUGAUGCUAAUUUGGUUGGUGCCAUCAUGUCUUCUCAAGAUAUUGAUACAACUCCUAGCAAUUCUCUCUCAAAUGAAAUGUUGGAUAGCAAGGUUGAGAUAAAUGAACAGAACGAUGAUCUCAGUACAGAAAAGGUGGCAUUUGUUGCGAUCACAGAACCAUUGGAUGUUCCCUCACGCACUGAUACAAUUGAGGAAUCUAUUGAUGAUGCAAGUUGCGUGAAUAGACAAAGCAAUGGUCCUAAUCUAGAUACAAUGAACUGUGGACCUUUGGAUCCUCCUAAGCCUCCUACAUUGUUUGAACCUGUUGAUAGUGGAGUUCAGGUGAAUGAAAAUAGACCUUCCAUAUCCUUAGUGGAGUUUCUUGCAGCAAGGAAUGCUAGCUCUUGUAAGAAUGGUACUUCUGAGGCAUGCCUUGGUAAUGGUGAUGCUGAAAAGCUGUCAUUUGAGAGAAAAUCAGCUGGAGCUGGUAAAAACUCGAAAAAUAUCAGUCAACUUCUAGUGAAGAAAGCUCUUGAGGCUGAUGUGGACGAGAGAAAUCUUUUGUCCAGCAUACCCAUUGGGGCAAAAUUUGAAGGAUCAAGCAGUCUUGACCCCAGAACUAGUGGGCACGAUAUUAAUAAUACAAAGGAAGCUGUCUCAGAUAAGGAAUGUGGCCUGAAGGAUACAGAGAAUGGAUUUAGGCUCUCUUCGAGGAUGGACUCUAUAUUUUCUCAGUAUCAUGCUACAGAUUCCAAGAAAAAAUUGGUUGAGAACAGCAGUUUGGACUGGAGUCUAGAUGAGAGUUUCUCAAAACAGAAUGGGGAACAUUCCUGGUCAAGUUUGAGUAGUAUGGAGUCGUUUAGUCGAGCACCUGCCAGAGAACCUGUUGUUUCAGGGAAUGACACAUCAGGAAAUUACGCGGAAGAACUUCUUGCAGGCAUUGGAGAUCGUCCUGUUGCAACACAUAUUUUUGUGGAAGAGCUCCAAAAGGUUUCUGAUGAUUUGCUUUAUGAGUUUAAGGAUGACAUGCUAGGCAUGACCUCCGCAGCAAAGGGUACAAAUAAGAGCAGCCUGUCCCUUGAAGUCUUGCUUGCUGAAUCAUCUGAUUCUGAAGCACAAAUUUCUGAUCUGGAGGGUAUUGACAGUGGUUCUGGUAUUGGCUCAGCUCAACUGUUUAGUACACUCUCAUCUUCAGAUGACGAUGCUUCUGCUGCAGACGAGCCUUUAGUUGAUGUUGCUGACCUGAGUACACCAUCAGAGCCAUAUACUUCUGCCCCCAAUGAGCCUCUGGUUGACGUGGCUGACCUGACAAACCCUUCGGUGAAUGAGCCUUCGGCUGAUGUGGUUGAUCUGCUACAUACUUCAAACGAGCCGUUCGACAGUUUGAAUGAUAUGCCAAACCCUCCAGAGAUGUCUUUUGGUGGGAGCAGUGGAGAACAUGCUGACAGUCUUAUAUAAGGAUAGGGCUAUGCGAUACUGAUAGUUCAGAGAUGAACGAAACAUACUGCUGCACUAGUUGGUGUGUCCUGUACAGUGAUGAACGCUUUCUUCCAAGUUAUGCAGAAGUUUUUGUACAUAAAUAAGUCUUUAUGUCGGCAUCAAUUUAUACUAAAUACUAUGAAAGCAGAGUAACUUUGGUUUUGGGUUGCUAAUUUGCUAUUCUCC
This is a messenger RNA of Sorghum bicolor (sorghum), 3837 nucleotides long. RefSeq lists its product as uncharacterized. The coding region runs from base 145 to 3630 and encodes 1161 amino acids. Lineage: Eukaryota; Viridiplantae; Streptophyta; Magnoliopsida; Poales; Poaceae. The record is from RefSeq and is a predicted model, not a curated record. The transcript has 3 exons.